This is a messenger RNA of Salvelinus fontinalis (brook trout), 2986 nucleotides long. Its product is annotated as claudin-10-like. Gene Ontology annotation, molecular function: structural molecule activity. Lineage: Eukaryota; Metazoa; Chordata; Actinopteri; Salmoniformes; Salmonidae. Bases 2101 to 2775 code for a protein of 224 amino acids. The record is from RefSeq and is a predicted model, not a curated record. Gene Ontology annotation, biological process: bicellular tight junction assembly; cell adhesion. The transcript has 5 exons. Gene Ontology annotation, cellular component: plasma membrane; bicellular tight junction.
CACAUGCAGUAUUAAAGGGGAAAUCUGUAGUUUAAACAACAGCUAAAAUGGUAUUGAUAAACAGCUGAGGAAUGGUGUUAGAGAAAUGUAACCACUUUCAAAUUCAAAGACAGAGCUGUGGAUUCAAGGACUGACCAUCCAAACUAUAAAUUUAACCAUGUUUUGAGGCUAUAUAGUCUUUGUUUGCAAUUACAUUGUUUAACUUUUUUUAAAUGUUGUGUUCUGAUGGAGUACGACAGUUGAACUAAGCUCAUGAGGCAUUUAUAGUUUGUAGUCUUCAAAAAAUCUAUGGGUUUAUGUUAUUCAUUUAAAAGUCAAAAAUUUGCUUACAGAUUGCCAGGAUUUAUUUUUCUAUGAUCAAAUACAAAUCUUUGAAUGUUGUAAACAUCUUCUUCGGUUAUCACAUAAACAUACUGGUCGAUGCCGUCAAGUUCCAAAAUGAGUAGUAUGUAUGCACGGACAGUAGUUUGUGGGCAAAAGCACUGUGUAAACAUUGCAAUGGUGGUUUUCGAUUCAAUUCCAGCCAAGAGUGACCCAGCAGUUAGAUAUUGGCUGCUGAUUAAAAUACUUGAUGUAGUUUUACCCUUGUCUAAAGUGACUGUGCUGCUUUGAUAAUUGUCCAUACAACACAAAUUCAUUAAGAAACUGAGAAAAGAUCUGAAGUAUUUACAUAACAAAAGUAUUGUGUAGAUGAGACUGACAUAGAGUAUCUGUGAAAUCAAUUAUAGUAGGCCUGUAGUACAGUGUCCAUAUUAGGACAGCCAAAGUCUAAGCAGAACUUUUUGAAGCUGUUCUCAUAUUGACAACGUAGUACGGUAGUAUUUUUUACUUCCUUACCUACGUGACUGUCACUUUCAACUGUCGAUCACUACACUGAGGUAUGCAGGCCAUAUGGUCUUAGUUUCAGGCCAUGAAGGUAAUAGGGGUUGUAAAUCGCACAAGUAUCAUUGUAUCAUCGCUCGGUCAAUCAUUGACAGUCACACUGACCUUGGUUUCCUUUCAUUGUGUGUGUGUCAAAUCAAAUCAAAUGUUAUUGGUCACAUACACAUGGUUAGCAGAUGUGAAUGUAGUGUGUAGCGAAAUGCUUGUGCUUCUACAGUGCAGUAAUAUCUAACAAAUAAUCUAACAAUUCCCAACAACUACCUAAUACACACAAAUCUAACAAGUAAUCUAACAAUUCCCAACAACUACCUAAUAAACACAAAUCUAAAGGGGUGAAUGAGAAUAUGUACAUAUAAAUAUAUGGAUGAGCGAUGGCCAUAGGCAAGGUGCAGUAGAUUAUAUAAAAUACAGUAUAUACAUGUGAUAUGAGUAAUGUAAGAUAUGUAAACAUUACUAAAGUGGCAUUAUUUAAAGUGGCAACGUUUAAAGUGACUAGUGAUCCAUUUAUUAAAGUGUCCAGUGAUUGGGUCUCCAUACAGUAUAUACAUGUGAUAUGAGUAAUGUAAGAUAUGUAGACAUUAUUAAAGUGGCAUUAUUUACGGGGUGUGUGUGCCUCUAUGACACUGCAACAGACUCCUAGAUAACCACACAUUCAUAAGAAUGAAGAACUGUAGUCAGAACCGUAGUCACCCCACCACCAAAGGUCAGAGUGCUUUCAUUGUUACAGAGAGAGAUAUUAAAAGAGUAUUGUCUAACCUGAAUAUUCUAAGGAGACACCAAUGGCAAACACCAAUGGCAGGUACUGUAUCUAUUGUGAAACUCCUGAUUUAAUAGUUGAGAAAGUCAAACAGUGGGUCAGGAUGGGUGUCAUCGCUUUCGAUGAACCAAUCUAAACCAAUUUCGAUGAACCAAUCUGUCAUAUUGUUUAUCUCCUUAGACCACACCUAAGCCCUAAACCCUGGUCACCGUCACCUUAUAGGUGAAGCCUCUCUGGUUUUUACACGCCUCUUAUUGCUUUACAACCCCUGUGCAUAGACUAAAGUUCUCUGCAUUUGAAAGAAGACAACAGACAUCCAGCACAUUGGAGACCGAGCAAGGACAUAGAAUAACUCGCAUAUCUCGUGAGGCCAUUUUCAAUCAUCCUGUGUGACUGAGGGUUUCAACCUCAAGAGUUUAGAAGCCUUUUCCCACACCUGUGUGUGUCUGCUCUGGGUGAUCAUGUCGACGGCAGUGGAACUAACUGGGUUUUUGUUGUGCGUGGCAAGCUGGCUGCUCACCGGCUCCUCACUAGCCAAUGACUACUGGAAGUUGUCCUCGGUGUCUGGCAGUGUCAUCAUAUCCACACGCCAGUUCCAGAACCUAUUUCACUCGUGUGCCGAGAACAGCGCCGGCAUUAGGAACUGCAAAGACUUUGAGUCUCUGCUCGCUCUGCCUGGCUACAUACAGGCAUGUCGAGCCCUGAUGAUCAUCGCUCUGCUCCUGGGUCUAGCGUCCAUCAUUGUGUCAGUGCUGGGGCUGAAAUGCACAAAGAUCGGCAGCACUUCUGAACAGGCCAAGGGCAAAAUCGCUCUGACAGGCGGAAGCAUGUUCAUCUUAUCAGGCCUUUCCACCUUGACUGCUGUGUCAUGGUACGCUGCGCGGGUGGUGCAGGAGUUCCAUGAUCCAUUCUUUGCAGGAGUAAGGUUUGAACUGGGUGCAGGUCUAUACAUGGGUUGGGGAGCUGCCUGUUUGGCCAUUCUAGGUGGGGUCAUGCUCUGCUGUUCCUGUAAGAGGGGUCCACCAGGACCAACCACAGGGGGAUAUUCAUACAACUACUCCAAAACAAGCGGUGCACAACAGAUCUACAGGGGAGCAGCUGUGUCAGAGUCUGGGAGUUCAAAAGCUUAUGUUUAAAGCAGUUUAAAAUGUGUGUUCUUUUUCAAUCUAAUUGUUUGUUUGUCUGUUUCCAUUUGUUUCUUCACCAAAGUGUGAAUUUACUGGUUUGAAUGUGCCAUUAUAUAUUUUUGUUUGUUUUGUUUUUGUUGUCUUGAGUUGAGUCACUGUGAAUAUUAAUGCAAUGUUUAUUACUUUCAAACGUAUUGAAAUAAAAACAUUGUUCUGUUGA